Messenger RNA from Erinaceus europaeus (western European hedgehog), 2669 nucleotides. RefSeq names its product zinc finger CCHC-type containing 4 (gene ZCCHC4). Bases 29 to 1567 code for a protein of 512 amino acids. Gene Ontology annotation, cellular component: cytoplasm; nucleolus. The transcript is spliced from 13 exons. NCBI's taxonomy places the organism in Eukaryota, Metazoa, Chordata, Mammalia, Eulipotyphla, Erinaceidae. The record is from RefSeq and is a predicted model, not a curated record. Gene Ontology annotation, biological process: rRNA methylation. Gene Ontology annotation, molecular function: nucleic acid binding; rRNA (adenine-N6-)-methyltransferase activity; zinc ion binding.
CUGAGGCUUUCGGGAAGGCGGCGGCAAGAUGGCGGCCCCCAGGGACUCUCUUGGAGUCGUGGAAGCAGAGGGAAACUCGGGUCGCCGGGGGAGCUCAGGAGUGGAGGUGGUGCUUCCCUCUGAUCCCGCCACCCCCGCCCCACUGUGUCCUCACGGACCCACGCUUCUGUUUGUAAAAGUGAGCCAAGGGAAAGAAGAAGCACGGAGAUUUUAUGCCUGCUCAGCCUGUAGAGAUAGAAAAGACUGUAACUUCUUCCAGUGGGAAGAUGAAAAGUUAUCAGAAGCUAGACUUGCUGCACGUGAAACUCAUAACCGAAAAUGUCAGCCGCCUCUGUCUCGAACACAGUGUGUGGACAGGUACUUGAAGUUCAUUGAGCUGCCCUUAUCUCAGAGAAGGUUCUGUCAAAGAUGUCAGCAGCUGUUGUUGCCAGAUGACCAGGAGAAGCAUCACGGGCAUCAGGUAAUGGGUGACAUUUCUGUCACCCAGUUAAAAAGGCCCAGCCAACUCCUCUAUCCACUGGAGAACAAGAAGACAAAUGCCCAGUAUUUGUUUGCUGACAGGAGCUGUCAGUUCUUGGUAGACCUCCUUUCCACCCUCGGAUUCAGAAGAGUACUGUGUGUUGGAACACCAAGGUUGCAUGAGCUGAUCAGGUUGAAAGCCUCCAGUGACAAGUCUAACAUUAAAAGCCUCCUAUUGGAUAUUGAUUUUCGGUACUCACAGUUUUACAUGGAAGAUAGCUUUUGCCAUUAUAACAUGUUUAACCAUCACUUCUUUGAUGGGACGGCCGCCCUUGACGUGUGCAAAGCAUUUUUACAGGAAGAUAAUGGUGAAGGAGUCAUUAUGGUGACAGAUCCUCCUUUUGGUGGCUUGGUUGAACCUCUGGCUGUUACAUUCAAGAAGAUGAUUGCUAUGUGGAAGGAAGGUCAGAGCCAAGAUGACAGUCACAAAGAACUACCCAUUUUCUGGAUUUUCCCGUAUUUUUUUGAAUCCCGAAUCUGUCAGUUUUUCCCCAGCUUCUGCAUGUUGGACUACCAGGUAGAUUAUGAUAAUCAUGCACUUUAUAAACAUGGAAAGACAGGUCGGAAACAGUCUCCUGUGCGUAUCUUCACUAAUAUUCCACCCAACAAAAUAACCCUGCCUAUGGAAGAGGGGUACAGAUUUUGCCCUCUGUGUCAGCGGUACGUGUCUCUAGAGAACCAGCACUGUGAAUACUGUAAUUCCUGUACAUCCAAGGAUGGUCGGAAAUGGAACCAUUGCUUCCUCUGCAGAAAGUGUGUGAAACCUUCCUGGAUGCAUUGUAGCAACUGCAAUUGCUGUGCUCUCCCGAACCAUUCUUGCCGGAGCCCCAAAGAUGGCUGCUUCAUCUGUGGUGAAUUAGGUCAUAAACGGAGCACUUGUCCUAACAUCUCUGCAUCUCAGAAGACGAACAAAGCUGUUGGGAAGCAGAAGCAAAGGGAAAGUAAUGAGAUGAAAAUGGAGAUGACAAGAGGACAACCCAUGAGUCAUACAUCUGUUAUGAGGAAAGAGAAGAGGAGAGGACGAGCUCAUCAAUAUCUUUGCUCUUAAAUGUCCAGCGACUUGAGAAUAAGAAAGAUUUAUAGUCCAGCCUUCCAUUUUCUGAGAGUGCCACACCGGACCUACGUACUGUCGCUUUCAAACCUUUGCACUUUUCUCAGCUAGUUAGAAGGCAUGUGUGUUAGUUGCUGGUUUUUCGACCCCUCAGUGCCUCUCUGGGGGCUUGUCCCAUCUUAACUGGAUUACUAGUGCGCUCAUGCUCAGUGUGUGUGUGUGUGUGUGUGUGUGUGUGUGUGUCUUGUCUUAGUUUCUUCUGAUCCUAGUAGCUUGACUCCUUUGAUCUGAGAAAUGGGCACACAGCAUUCUUCUGCAGAAAAUGUUAGAAGGAAAUGGAAGUGAAGGGGCUGGGCAGUGGUGCACCCAGUUACCUGCACAUAGUACUAAGUGCAAGGACCUGGGUUUAAGCUCCUGGUCCCCACCUGCAGUGGGUCUCCUUCAUGAGCAGUGAAGCAGGUCUGCAGGUGUCUAGCUUUCUCUCUCCCUCUCUAUUUCUCCCUCCCCACUCAAUUUCUCUGUCCUGUCUAAUAAAAUGGAAAAAAAUGGCUGCCAGGAGUAGUGGAUUCGUAGUGCCGCCAUGAAGCGCCACUGAUAACACUGGAGGCAACAAGUCAAUAAAUACACAAAUAAGUAAAAUAUUAAUAAAAAAAAGAAAAUGAAAGUGAAGACAUAUGGUCGUGUUUACAUUAACAUAAGUAUCUGAAAUUAGUUAAAAUGUUUGUUUGGAGUUAAUCAAAUAUUACUUAAUAGUAGGUAAAGUGAGGCACCAUAUAUAAGUAUUUUCAGACAAGACCUGAAGAUAAUGGGAAGAAUGUUAACAUGGCUGGGGAGACAGCAUCAUGGCUAUACAAAAGACUUUCUUGCAUGCCUGAGGUUCUGAGGACCCAGGUUCAAUCCCCAGUUCCACAUAAACCAGAGCUGAGCAGUACUCUAGUGUCUCUUGCUGUUUCUCUCAUUAAAAAUAUGUUAGUAAAAAAUAUUUGGGUGGGAGUAGGUAGCACAUUUGUAUGCAAAGAAACUCUGAGGCCCAAAGACCCAGGUUCAAUCCCCCCACACCACCAUAAGCCAGAGCUGAGGAGUGCUUUGGUUUAAAAAA